AUGCCUCCAGCGAAAACCAAUGAGACCAAGCCUCGUCUGGGAAAGGACGAGGUCGACAUCCUCGAGCGAGAAUUUAGAGAAAAUCCAAAACCCACAACCAAGGUCAAGCAGAAGUUUGCACGGGAGAUGGGAGUCGAGUUGCCGCGGAUUAACAAUUGGUUCCAAAACAGACGAGCAAAGCGGAAGCAGGUGGACAAGCAGCAAGCAUAUGAAGCCGGGCAAGCGCAAGAAGCCUUGGGAAUGUCCGAUUCAGCCUCCUCCCCAGAUUUGUACAAUGUCACUGGAUUUUUCGAUGAGAUGCAACAGACAAGCCCAUAUCCUCCACCAUCGGGUCCCCCACCCGCAGCCGCAUCUUACAACCCGCAAUACUCUGAUCCCACUGGUGCCAGCAUGGAGUCGCUGCAACGAACAAUGGCUGCUGCCCAAGCGUCACAUCCAGAGUUUCAAAAUGGGUUUUUCGCUCCUGACGAUAUCAUGAACUUUCAAGGUUCAAUGGUCCACGAGUCGACAGAAGACCGAGCCCAGUUUCCUUUGCCAGAGCCAUUAGCCACACCAUACACUGAGACCUUCCCUGCAAAUUUCACCAGCAACAUUUAUAACUCACCCCAAUCGACAUCGGACCUCGGAUUUUCUUCUGAUGAUAUGGCCAAUCAGACACCAAUGCCUUAUGACCAUGCUCCAUCAUUCAACCCCGAGUCCAACGAGUCUCAAGCCACACCUUUUCCCUCGGAACUUAUUCAACAACAAUUCGACGGUUUACCUUCCCUUACUCACGAUUCCAGCGAAAGCCAGAGUCCGCAGGAAAGCAAUGAAUCACACAACAGUCUUGACUACACGCUCGAUAUUUUCGAGUCUGAAGAGGGUGAUGACAUUUCAUUAGCACCACCAGCUCCAUCGAUUCCCUUCAAAUCACCAGCGCCCAUGGACAUUGCAUCGCGUCGAAAGGUGCAGAAGCCCACGAAUUUAGUUUCGGGCAACUUCAGGAACCGACCUUCAAUGGGCCCGAGAACCGUAUCGCACGCAGAUGGCUUCCGUCGAGGUGUAGAAAGCCCGCUUGCAUCCCCAAUGCGUCGGAUCGCUUCAGCCGGUGGGAACCGACCUAGUGGUGGGAAUGUCAUUUCCGGACGUAUCUGCAAACCAGGAGUCGAAUCAGCUCAACGAUCACCAAUUGUUAUGGGUGGUUUUAUGGAUGAAGCGACUUUUGAACGUGUCAAGACUUUCCGAAGACCUGGAAUCCGCAAUCCUCCAUCUCUUACUGCGCUUUCAUCGCUCAAUAGCAGCCUCGCUCCACCAACUCCAAUGUCCCCAUCUGGAAGAGAGAUGGGUUUCAAACGUGAUGGUCCAGCGUCAACAGCUUCUCCUCAUGAGGGUAGCAUGAAUUCUUAUAUAUUUAACAGCAGUGCCAAUGGGUGCUUCACCGCCGUGGAGAGCGAUCAGAAUCUCACAUCGCCUCCAGUCACACCGCACAACCAGCUCGUCACUCCAGGAAGUGGAUGGCCAAACGCUACUGAUUUCCAAGACAGACAAUGGGCGUUUGAGGUUCCAGAUGAGCCACUGUACACACCUGCCAACGAGAACUUCCACCCAGAACUCCACAUGCCACAACCACAACCAUUGUACAUAAACAGCAUGAGCCAGCCCAUCUCCCCCGAAUUCGCUCUCGCACAGCGAUUCAACACCACCGACAUCUACCAACAAGACACCGGUUCUCCACAGUUCAAACACGAGUCUCCCCAAUAUACCUUAUCUGCACAGAAUAAUACCGAGUAUUCUUUCCCUGACGCCCAGGGUCAAUAUCCUCACCUCCUUACUUCAGCCUCGGCGAUGGCGAAACAAAAAACGUUUCAAUUCUCGCAUACCACACAGGCGGAUUUCCCUAAGAAAUGA
Molecule: messenger RNA, 1887 nt
Organism: Glarea lozoyensis ATCC 20868
Lineage: Eukaryota; Fungi; Ascomycota; Leotiomycetes; Helotiales; Helotiaceae
Product: Homeo
Exons: 2
Coding region: 1-1887 (628 amino acids)
Biological process (GO): regulation of transcription by RNA polymerase II
Cellular component (GO): RSC-type complex; nucleus
Molecular function (GO): DNA-binding transcription factor activity, RNA polymerase II-specific; DNA binding
Source: RefSeq, a predicted model, not a curated record